AUGCUUUUCUUGAUUUUGCUCACUACUUUGGUCCUAACAGAAGGGUAUAACCGUGAUAUGAAAAACCUUACGAACCCAAAUGACCCCAAUGUGUUGAUGGUGGCCAAAUUUGCAGUUACAAAGUAUAAUAGGAUAGCUCGCCAAAAAUUGAGCUUCUUAACCGUGAUCAAGGCGCACAAAGAGGUUCACCGCGGGCUUGCCGUGUAUCAACUGAUAAUGUCGGCAAAGGACAAUGACUCGUUUAAUCCCGAAACCUAUUACGCUUGUGUCCAAUGGAAGGUUCUAUCAAAGAACCCAACACUCGAAUCAUUUUUCUAA
Molecule: messenger RNA, 318 nt
Organism: Striga asiatica
Lineage: Eukaryota; Viridiplantae; Streptophyta; Magnoliopsida; Lamiales; Orobanchaceae
Source: the annotation of a GenBank genome assembly